This is a messenger RNA of Sesamum indicum (sesame), 2045 nucleotides long. RefSeq lists its product as uncharacterized. Lineage: Eukaryota; Viridiplantae; Streptophyta; Magnoliopsida; Lamiales; Pedaliaceae. The record is from RefSeq and is a predicted model, not a curated record.
UGCGCACUAAUGUUUUCGGGUUCCUGUGACAGAGUUGGAACAGAACUCCUGUCUUCUUAGUACUGUACAAAACUAUACAUACAUGUCUCCUGUAUCUAUACAUCUCUCUCUCUCUAUAUAUAUGUGUGUGUAUUUGAACCGUUGAAGGGGUUGUUAUAGAAGAAGGAAGAAGUUAGAAUUUGAGUUGGGUUGGGAUUCUUUGCUUUUUUGGAUGGACUAUUAGACUUUCUUGCGAUUAGUUAAAAGUUCCAACAAAAAGAGAGAGAAAAAAAAAAGGCCCUUUUUUGGUUCUUCUGCCUUGUCUGCAAGACUCGUUUUUGCGAUGUUUUGAUGAGCUUUUCCAUGCACCAUGAAGCCAUACAAUUCUGUUUGUCUGUUAGCAGAUCCUAAGAGGAGCUCAUGUCUCUGCAGUCUCUUUGUUACCAUGUCGUUGGUUUGUGGUGCUUACUUCGUCGGCAGUGCAUGGCUGGGGAAGGAUUCUUAUACGUUAUCACCUGGACUCUUACUCAACACUACAGAGCAAUAUUCAGCCUCUGUCAAAUGCGAGGAGUCGCCAGCGCUGGACGUUGAAGUGAAUGAUGUCAGAGAAAAUACACAAGUUGAGAAAUGCAAUGACAAAUGCAGGCCUGUUGGGAGUGAGUCUCUGCCAAAAGGGAUUCUUUCCAGAACUUCAAACCUCGAAAUGCAACAUUUGUCCGGUCGUAUUUCAGAGGAUAACAAUCCAAAACGCAGAACGAGUUUGUUGGCCGUAGCAGUCGGGAUUAAGCAAAAACAACUGGCGAACGAAAUUGUUAAGAAGUUUCUAGGCGACGAUUUCAUUGUGAUGCUGUUCCAUUACGAUGGUGUCGUUGACGAAUGGCACGAUUUUGAAUGGAGCGACAGAGUCAUUCAUGUCUCGGCCACAAACCAAACGAAAUGGUGGUUUGCCAAGCGUUUUCUACAUCCUGAUAUUGUUGCUGAAUACGAGUAUGUUUUUCUGUGGGAUGAAGACCUCGGAGUUGAAAAUUUUCAUCCACAAAGGUAUCUGUCUAUUAUCAAGGAAGAAGGUCUGGAAAUCUCACAGCCGGCUCUCGACGCUGGAAAAUCAGAGGUACACCAUCAAAUCACUGUGCGAAACCGGAGAUCAAGGGUGCACAGGAGGUACUACAAGCUCAGAGGUGGUGCAUCUGGAAGGUGUGAUGGAAACAGUACCGCUCCCCCCUGUGUAGGUUGGGUGGAAAUGAUGGCUCCUGUGUUCUCAAGAGCAGCGUGGCGUUGUGUUUGGUACAUGAUUCAGAACGACUUGAUCCAUGCUUGGGGCCUCGACAUGCAGCUCGGCUAUUGUGCACAGGGUGAUCGAACGGUUAAGGUUGGUGUCGUUGACGAGGAAUAUAUACUUCAUCUCGGUCUUCCUACCCUUGGUGGCCAUUCAGACAAAAAUCAGACGACUGCCGAAUUGUCUAGCCAAUCUUCAAGUUCAAGGAACUUGUCCGAUUCAGGACCAUCGGCUAGUUCAGAGUUGCACAAUCCUAACAGCAGAUAUGCCAUUCGGACACGAUCUUACGCUGAAAUGAGGGAGUUUAGGAAUAGAUGGAACAAGGCGGUGAAGGAGGACCAGUGUUGGGUCGACCCGUUUGAACAAUCUGCAGCACCGCAGAGUACUCGUUAGCAGACGUCUGUCGACUUUUCAAGAUCCUCAUCGAAUAAGCAAGAAAGUGAUGGGAUCAUCGACGAUACCGUGUAUAGAAACACAGAUACGAAGACAAUACACUGUCUAUACGUACAUUCUUUUUUUCCAGACAACAUUGUGAUAAAGCACAAGAGCUUCAACUCCAAGCUAACUACCUCGGCCUGCAUUGAUGGUAGUUUUCAAAAUAUGGGGAGUUGCGCGAUUUCAAUCUUUUGUAUUUUUUUUUUUAAUCCUUGAAAUUGAUUUUCUCCCUAGGAAAUUGGAAAAAUAUAUAGUGUUGAGUACUGUUUUGGGCCUUUGGCACUGCGUUGGUGCUCAAAUGUGACCAAAUUCUCAAAGAAAUGAAAUUAUUUUUUUCUAAUUUAUUUAUUUUUCU